AUGAUCUCUUACGUCGUUGGAUUGGUAUAAUAUAAUAAUUAAAGUCCUUAUUACCCGGCAAUUAGAAUAAAAAAUAAUGAGUUGUAGAUUAGAGCGAUGAAUGAUGAAAAUAAAUUCGAAGUGAUAUCCUGCAGGUUAGAUUUACCAGAUUUAGCUAUAUAGUGGUGUUAUAAUUAGUUAAAAAAUAAUUAUUUUUUAGGUUUAAUGAUUUCAUUAAUGGGUUUAAAGUUUUUAGAAAGUAAUCUAGAAUUAUUGUAGUUGGAUAAGAAUACAAUGAAUUGAG
Paramecium primaurelia is the source of this 283-nucleotide messenger RNA. Lineage: Eukaryota; Ciliophora; Oligohymenophorea; Peniculida; Parameciidae. The record is from the annotation of a GenBank genome assembly.